Paramecium sonneborni is the source of this 1793-nucleotide messenger RNA. The record is from the annotation of a GenBank genome assembly. Lineage: Eukaryota; Ciliophora; Oligohymenophorea; Peniculida; Parameciidae.
AUGUUAUAAGAAGAUAAUUAAAUAGAGAAAGAAGUGAAAAAGACAAAGCGAAAAGUAAAGAAGAAGAAAGAUUAAUUGAUAAUAAAUGUUUCUGGUAAAAUGGUGUAAAUAAAUAUGUAUAGAUUCUUAAUAUCCAGUAAUACGAUAUGUUGGUAAAAAGAUGUUAAAUUGGAUUGUUUAAACAGAUGAAAAUGCAACAAAUUGGGAUAUUUGGUGGACUGAUGGAGCAGUAUUUUCUGAUUUAUUAGGUCGAAUGAAUGGUAGAAAAUUAAAUAAGAAUAAAUUUAGCAUAUUAGAAAGUUAAUCAUUUUCCUGGGAUGUAUAGUUUAGCAAGAAAGAAUCAUUUGGGAAGGAACUUAAUGAAAAUGUACAAAUAAUUUCCUUAGGCUUACAAUUAUUUUCCUUAAACAUGGUUAUUGCCAGCAGAAUUAAGUGAUUUUAGGACAAAUGUUGGUAAGAAUAGAACAUUUAUUAUAAAACCAGAGGCAUCUUGUUAAGGUAAAGGAAUAAUGUUAGUAAAGGAUGCUGAAGGUUUAUCAAUAAAUGAGCAUUAUGUUGCAUAACGUUAUUUAAGUAAACCUUAUUUAAUUGAUGGAUUAAAGUUUGAUUUAAGAAUAUAUGUGCUUUUAGCUGGGUGUGAUCCAUUAAGAAUUUAUAUAUUUAAAGAAGGAUUGGCUAGAUUUGCAACAGAGACAUAUAAAAAACCAUGUAAAGAUAAUUUAGAUAAUAUUUGUAUGCAUUUAACAAAUUAUGCUGUAAAUAAAGAUAAUGAAAAUUUUAUAUUUAAUGAGAGUGAUUAAUAAAUGGAUAUAGGACAUAAGAGAAGUAUGACAAGUGUUUUUGAAUUAUUAAGAAGUAGAGGUGAGAAUGUAGAUUAAUUAUGGAUUACAAUAAAGAAAAUGAUGAUUAAAACAUUUUGUGCUGUUUAACCAAUAUUGGCUCAUUAAUAUAAAUCUUGUUAACCAAAUAACCAUAUGAAUAAUAUGUGUUUUGAAGUACUAGGAAUGGAUGUUAUUUUAGAUUCAAAAUUGAAACCAUACUUAUUGGAAGUUAAUCAUUCUCCAAGUUUUACUACUGAUACACCUUUGGAUGCAACAAUAAAGAGAUAAUUGAUAUCUUAAUCUUUAAUUUUGAUGAAUUGUACAUAAUAAGCAAAAUAAGAGAUUAUUCUGUAGGAAAGAUAAAUUCUGUAAUAAAGAAUGUUAACAGGAAAACCAAUUAAACUUACUAUUGAGGAAAGAUAGAAAUUAAUUAGAGAAUGUUAAGGAAUAAGAGAUUAAUAUGAAAAUUAGAAUUUAGGAAAUUUUGAGAAGGUUUACCCUAUGAGAGAUUAUGAUGAGGAUUAUGAGAAGUUUAUUGAAUAUGCUGGUAAAUUGUAUGAAGAUUCAACAGGAACAAGUAUUAUUAGAUUAUAUUUUAUAGAUUCAAAAAAGAUUCAAUAAUUAUAAUAGUAAUAAAAGAGAUUUGAGAAGAGUGAAUUUAAAUCAGAAUGUCAAUUAAAGCCUCUUGAUUUUAGAUCAGAUUAAAAAAUACCUGAGUGUAAGACUGAAAUAGUGAGAUUAAAGAGUGAGAAAUCAUAGGAAUUAUAGAAGAUUAUAAGAAAGGAGGCAAAAACAACUAUUGGGAGUUAAGAUUGCAUUAGAAAUUUAAGAUUCAGUAGUCUAAAACCAUAAUAGAGAGCUAUACUAUAGUAGGAAAGAUAGAAGAGAAGUAAUAAAGUACUUAGUUAAGGUACAUAUAUUAUACCGAAAUUACUAUUGCUGAGUGAUAAUAAUAAAGCUAAUGCUUUUUGA